This is a messenger RNA of Solea senegalensis (Senegalese sole), 1838 nucleotides long. RefSeq names its product coagulation factor IX-like. The record is from RefSeq and is a predicted model, not a curated record. Gene Ontology annotation, biological process: proteolysis. The transcript is spliced from 5 exons. Lineage: Eukaryota; Metazoa; Chordata; Actinopteri; Pleuronectiformes; Soleidae. The coding region runs from base 357 to 1406 and encodes 349 amino acids. Gene Ontology annotation, molecular function: serine-type endopeptidase activity.
GAAGAUGACCAGACUUGCUUAAACUAUCCGUUGCUAACCUUUUGACCUUCUCAGUGUCAUUCAACGUGUCACUACAAUAACCCAGUAGCUGCGUCCCUAAUUACACCGUCUUUUUUUAUGAUAGGAAGAUUUAACCUGGAUAAAUGGAGGGCAUUAUUUUUUUUUAAAUUAUUAUUAUCGUUGUUAUUUAGUUGCUACAGCGUCUAUACAUGGAUUUACAAACAUGAAUGUGUUUCAUGUGCCGAGAUGAAGAGUAUAAACACCUCAUCUUCAUCAUAGUCCUGAAAGCUCUUUGUCUCUGGUGACGGUUUCUCUGUGUCGCAGCGGUGGAUUGUGGGAGUCCAAAGGUGGUCGACAUGGCUGACGUGGUGUUUGGUAACCAUGACAACAGCACCCUGUUUGGAUCAAAUUUCACUUACAUCUGCAGAGAGGGCACGUUUGACCCUAGCAACCGCAACACUUCUUACACCUGUGGACAGAAUGGAGAAUGGACCAAUUCAGAAGCCGGAAUAAAACUGCCAAAUUGUCUUCUAGCCUGUGGACAUCCGUCACGCACUCUCCCGGCUCAGGUGAAGCGUAUCGUGGGUGGGCGGAGUGCAGAGCCAGGCCUCUUCCCCUGGCACGUACUGCUCAGUGUGGAGGACCAAUCCCGGGUUCCAGAAGACCGCUGGUUCGGAUCUGGGGUGCUGCUGUCUGAGUCUUGGGUCCUCACCGCCGCCCAUGUCCUCAGGUCCCAGAGGAGGGAUGCCAGUGUUGUCCCCGUGGCACCUGAGCAUGUGAAGGUCUACUUCGGUCUCCACGACACCCGAGACAAACAUCAGGCCGUGAGUCGCUCAGUGGACGAGGUCAUCCUUCAUCCAGACUUCCAACCCAACAACUACAACAACGACAUCGCCCUCCUGAGGCUCAGCGAGAGGGUGGAGUUUAACAACGUCACCCGCCCCGUGUGUCUGCCGUCCCCUGACAACAAGCCUGACCACUCCUCACCCCCUCCUAACUCCCUGGGAGUUGUUGCUGGUUGGGGAAUCUCCAACCUCAAUGCCUCCUCAUCCUUGCUGACCUCUAACCCCACUCUGAUGGCUGACCCUGGAGUGACCUCUGACCUCCUGCAGUAUGUGAAACUGCCGGUGGUUUCCCAGGACGAGUGUCGUGCCAGCUACGCCUCGCGCUCCAUCACCUACAACAUCACAGACAACAUGUUCUGCGCUGGGUUCUUUGAGGGGGGGCGAGACACCUGCCUGGGUGACAGCGGGGGGGCGUUUGUCAUGGAGAACCAGGUCAUCCGGAGGUGGGUGGUGUUUGGGCUUGUGUCCUGGGGCGGCCCAGAGGAGUGUGGGAGUCAGCGAGUGUAUGGCGUCUACACUCAAGUGGCUAAAUAUGUGGAGUGGAUACAGGAACAUGUUUAGACUGCCCCCUGGUGGUGAGACAGAUAUGAGGACACAUACAUGUCCUCACCUAAUUUCUCUCUGACAUUCUGCUUUUUGUAAACGGCCUUAACUAAACUAGUGUGAACUAGAAGAUCAGGAGAAAUGAGGAUGUAUUAAGAGAUACAAUGACAUGUGACUAGGUAUGAUUAGAUGCCGACGAUCAUCUUGUCUCCUAACAAUAAAUACAGCGGAUGACUGUGGCAGCCUGCAGGGGGCGUAAACAUCAAAACAUUGCAUAAAAACUUUUUUUGUACGUACGUUUUCUUUAUUAUCUAUUAAUCAACACUCCACUGUAUUUUUAAAAGACUUGUAUUGUCUCGUGUUACAUUUAUGGGCUGUUGGGUUUAUUUUACACUCCUUUAUUCAUCAAAAUAAACACGUUUGCAAAACAGAGUUAUUCAUUGAAAUGAU